Poecilia latipinna (sailfin molly) is the source of this 2477-nucleotide messenger RNA. Its product is annotated as nucleolar complex protein 4 homolog. The transcript is spliced from 14 exons. Gene Ontology annotation, cellular component: Noc4p-Nop14p complex; nucleolus; small-subunit processome. The record is from RefSeq and is a predicted model, not a curated record. NCBI's taxonomy places the organism in Eukaryota, Metazoa, Chordata, Actinopteri, Cyprinodontiformes, Poeciliidae. Gene Ontology annotation, biological process: ribosome biogenesis. Bases 179 to 1570 code for a protein of 463 amino acids.
AUAUGAUUUAAUAAUAUCCGGAAAUCAUGAGGGUUUUCCCUCGCAUUCAAUAUUUCCCGAUUUAGAUUGAGGUCACGACGAGUCCUCGCGACACAAACUGUGAUACACGUCUGUUUUUGUGUAAGCCCUUUGUCCUAUUCUCCGGUGGAUACGCGAACGCACCACACAGUCAACAAACAUGGCGCCGGCCAAAAAGCGCAACGUGAGUUCUAAAGCAAAUGCAAAAAAGAUCAAAAUCGACUUUGAAGGUAUAGUUGAGCGUGUACUUAAAAGUAGAAAACAUGCCAACGAUGUUUUUGACGUUCUCGAGUUUCUUCAGUCAGAAAAAGAGAAAGACGUUAUCUGCGCUGUUGAUGCCUGCUGCAAGCUGUUCUGUACACUUUUGAAGAGAAAGGAUCUAUUUAUUGGAAAGCUCCCUGGUGAGGAUGAGGCGAUAAAGGGUGAGCACAGCCCAGAUGAGAAGUACAAGAUUUUUAUGCGUCAUCGUUACAACAACUGUGUGGAGAUACUGCUCGAGCAUCUCCACCAUGAAACGCAUGAAGUUAAGGAGAGUGCGCUGUGCUGCCUGAUGAAAUUUGCUGCUGAACAAGGACUGCAUCCUCUGGAAGACCUGGACUGGAGUGAAUACUUCAGCUUCCCAAGAGAACUGAUCCAAGCCGUGGUGCACAACAUUCUGUCUCAGAGCUUGGACAACUCCCUGCUGAUCUCCAGGUUCCAGGAGUUCCUUGAGAUGGACGACAUACGUUACUAUGUGAUGAGCUUCAUCCGUGACAACGUGGCCACAGUCAUGAACAAAAGCAAAGGGGCUGUCUUGCCCGUAUAUCAGUCCAACGUGUUCACUCUCAUGUUGAACAUCAACAUGCCGAGCCAGGAGACCGAGCUUACCAACUUUAUGGUCAAACAGGAAACCAAGCAUGAGGAUUGGAAGGCUGCAAAGCUGCAUGAUCACAAACGUGCCUUUGAGAGAAUGUGGUUGGGCUUUCUUAAGUAUAAGCUGCCCAACAGCAUGUAUAAAAAGAUUUUAGUGGUCCUUCAUGACUCCAUCUUGCCUCACAUGAGCAAACCCACUCUGAUGAUUGACUUUUUGACAGCUGCCUAUGAUGUUGGUGGGGCGAUCAGUCUGCUGGCCCUAAAUGGCUUAUUUGUCCUCAUCCAUCAACACAAUCUAGAUUAUCCUGAUUUCUACAAAAAGUUGUAUAAUCUUCUCGAGCCGUCUGUUUUCCAUGUGAAGUACAGGGCACGCUUCUUUCACCUGGCUAAUCUUUUCCUCAGCUCCAGUCACUUGCCAGUCUACCUGGUGGCUGCGUUCGCCAAACGCCUGGCUCGUCUGGCCCUUACAGCUCCGCCCACAGCUCUUCUCAUAGUGCUGCCUUUCAUCUACAACCUGAUCCGGCGCCAUCCAUCCUGCAGAGUUCUGAUUCACAAGCCCAGCUCAGAAGAUGAGCUUCUUGAAGAUCCGUAUGUGAUGGAGGAAGUGGAUCCAGCUCUUUGUCAUGCCUUAGAAAGCAGCUUGUGGGAAAUUAAGGUAAGUUUUCGCACCAAACUGGGGCCAGAGGUUUGGCAACUUUAAGCAAUCAGCUCAGAAGAAAAAAGUUAAAAAAUAAUUUUCAUGCUAAAGGAAAGAACAAGCAGUGUAAUUGUUCAAACUGACUUUCUCAUCCUGUUGUUUUUCAGUGUCAUCAGUCAUGUAGUUUUAUUUAAUUUUUUUCACUUUUCAUAGUGUUAAAAACUCAGUUUAUAAACACUGUCAGGACUUUAAAUCAUCAGCUGGUGUUAUUAAUUCUUUUGCAUCACAACUUAGAAGUACCGUACUUAAAUACAAUGAAUGGUAUUUAAAACUGUGUUAAAAAACAGACUAUCAUUUAAAACAACACUCAAAAAUAAGACUGGUGACACGUACACAAGCUGUAAAUGCUGUAGAAGAAGGGUGCAACAGUUGCAAAUGGACGUGUUAGCUGGUUUGCUUUGACAGAAAAAAAACUAAAAUAGCUUGUUUUUUACAUGGAUGAUUGACUGGCGUGUCAUAAAUUUCCUUUUUAGUUCUAAAAAAUUCUAGAAAGAAAUGGUAGUACUACAUGGUAAAACACAGAUCUGGAAAAGUAGCCAUUUUCAGGACGGUAAGUUGCACGAAAGUUCUGAAACACAACUUCCUCAUUCCAGGAAAUUAUGUAACAAGUCUCAGGAAAAUAGGUUAUAAGAAUCUAUCCAGUGAAAAUUCCUUGAAAAUUUCAGGGAGUACAAAGUAUAUUCCAGAUAAUCUGGUAAGUUUUGAAAAGUAAUCUUUUAAAUUUUGGGGGAAAUAUGAGCUACAUUAUGUAUAGCAACCAGCUAUCCCUUCUCCAUAUCUUUUUACCCUUAUGGGUUCAUGGAAACGUCCCUGGAUUUAGGCCUAGAAAAGACAACAGUGGUAGAAACUGUGUCAUCAUGCAGUCUUUAUUAUUUAAUGCUACUGAAAAAUUGUCCAACCAUGAUAGAUU